Molecule: messenger RNA, 5551 nt
Organism: Limulus polyphemus (Atlantic horseshoe crab)
Lineage: Eukaryota; Metazoa; Arthropoda; Merostomata; Xiphosura; Limulidae
Exons: 3
Cellular component (GO): cytoplasm
Molecular function (GO): guanyl-nucleotide exchange factor activity
Source: RefSeq, a predicted model, not a curated record
UUGCUCAUAAUUCUCACAGAAUUCCUUAUUUUCUAGCCAGAUACAGUACUGAACUGGUACAGCUCAGGGAAUGGCUACCAACGAUGCAGAAGGAACAGACGUGAACCAUCAACCAUUAGAGUUGGAAAGACAUGAAGAAGAUUCAUCUGAGGUUAUUGAACCUCUAGAGGAACAAGAAGAACAAAGAAACUCUAAAACGAUAAAGAGUCGUAUAAAAGGAGGGGAAGAAACUGUAGGAGAUGCCUCUCGUCAUGCACUGUCCUCAUCUCAGGAAGCACCUUACAGAAAGAUUUACCGGAGUCUAUCUGCAAGACUUCCUAAAAGUGCUUCAAAAAAAAAGGAAGAAUCCAAGCCUAAUGAUGGAGCAUUCUUUUCAAGGUUAGCUCUUGCUUUACAGAGAAAAGCUCUAAAGCUGACUUCUCAUCAUAAACAGAAUAAAGUACCUGUUACUGAACCUCCACACAAAGAAGAACCAUCAACAUCAAAAGAAGCACCUGAAGGUGAAGUACGACUGCGAGAAAAACGAAUUCGGAGACCUCGACCAAUAAGCUUUGGUGAAGAAAUUCCUGUUGGUAAGGAAGUGAUUCGGUUUAUUGAUGACAGUGGAAGUGAAAUAUCAAGUGAAAUUGAUCUGUAUCAAUAUAUCACAGUCAGGAAAUGGGAGAAUGGUGAAGAAGACAGUGGUCUUGAUAUUACAUCCAAGAAAACAGAAGAUAAACAAGAAACUCAAACAGGCAGGAGAUUGGAGAAUGGUGAAGCAGACAGUGGUCUUGAUAUUACAUCCAAGAAAACAGAAGAUAUACAAGAAACUCAAACAGUCAGGAAAUGGGAGAAUGGUGAAGCAGACAGUGGUCUUGAUAUUACAUCCAAGAAAACAGAAGAUAAGCAAGAAAAAAGACAUGAAACUCAAACAUUGAUGACAGAGCCCUCUAAUAUUUUACAAACAGCUUCAGAGAAAGAGGUAAAACAUGAAACUCAAACAUUAGUGACAGAGCCCUCUAAUAUUUUACAAACAGCUUCAGAGAAAGGGGUAAAACAUGAAACUCAAACAUUAGUGACAGAGCCCUCUAAUAUUUUACAAACAGCUUCAGAGGAAGAAGAAAAACAUGAAACUCAAACAUUAUUAGUGACAGAGCCCUCUAAUAUUUUACAAACAGCUUCAGAGAAAGAGCUAAAACAUGAAACUCAAACAGUAGUCACAGAGCCAUCUCAUAUUUUACCAAAGCUUUCAAUCAGAACUAGCUUUAAAGAUAAAUUCUUUAAGCCAUUGUUUAAAAGAAAAUCUUCACAAGCAGAUGAUAUUUCUUUAGGAACAGAAGCAUGUAAACAAGACACAAUGAUGGCAAGUGAAACAUUGAGCUCAGUACCGAAGACUUCGUCAGAUUCAUGUUUGAAAAAAAAAUUGAAUGUUUCAGAACAUUUUAUGAGAAUGGGCAAUCGUUUAAAACCUUGGAAAACAAAGGAAGAGCAAUCAAGAACAGAAAUUACAUUUCCAAAAAAGAAACCUCGAAAGAAAAACCAAAAGAAACCAGUGGUACUUCAAGAACCAUUUUCAUUAAAAGAUUCACAGUUUCAUAAAGAAGGAUCUGAAGUUUCUGCUGGACAUGUACCUCCCUCUUCAUCUGUCCAUUUGUUUAAUUCUGCACAAAUGCCUUCUGAAGAAAAAGAUUCAUCAUGUUUUGAUACGAGUUAUUCACAUUAUUACGAAGUUAUAGAACAUUUGGAAGAGUCCAAAAAUAAAGAAACGGUUGAAAAAUAUCCAUUAUUAUCAGAAUUAGUUAGUGAUGACAAGAAUAGUCUUGAUAUAGAACACACCAGUGAAGGAAUCCAAGAUAAUACAUUAUUAGAAAAAUAUAUCACUGCUGAUAAUUUUCAAGAUAAUGUAAGACCAGAUAAUGAUAAGAAAGAACUUAUUAUGUCAGUAGAUGAAAGAAAACAAGCUAAAGAUGUGAAAGAAACCAUAGUUAUGGAGAAGCCAAUAGAAGACAUAGAGGAAGCUAAAGAUGUGAAAGAAACCAUAGUUAUGGAGAAGCCAACAGAAGACAGAGAGGAAGUUAAAGAUGUGAAAGAAACCAUAGUUAUGGAGAAGCCAACAGCAGAAGAAAAUGAAGCUAAAGAUAUGAAAGAAACCAUCAUUAUGAAAGAUUCAAUAGAAGAAGGAAAAGAAGCUAAAGAUGUGAAAGAAACCAUAGUUAUAGAGGAGGCAAUAGAAAAAGGAGAAGAAGCUGGAGAUACGAAAGAAACUACUGUUAUGGAUAAGGUGAUAGAAGAAGAAGCUAAUAAUUUGAAAUAUAUCAUGCUUAAUGAGAACCUAGUUGAAAAAGAACUAAGUGAAGAGCUGAAACAUAUUCAGCAUGAUCAGUGGAUUAGAAGAAAAUAUUUCCUUCCCAAAUCUUCUAAACCUGGUGUUCCACCACGUUCAAAAAAACCUAAAUCUGGUUGGCAUGCUUUUCCUCAAAUUUCUAUUGAAGAUAAAGCUAAAAUCCUGCCUAACAGAACAGCAAGACCUGUAAGUCCAGUCGAUAAAACAACAAGAUCAGUAAGUCCAGAACUUAAAACUAGAAAACCAGGUAGUUUCAUGGAAAGAUCAGUGAGUCCCGUUAGUAAACCAGAGAGAUCAACUAGCCCUUCUUAUAGUACAGAAAGAACAAUUAGUUCUUCAUAUAAAUCAGAGAGAACACCAAGUCCCGUAAGCAAGAAGGAUAAUGAAGAACCAGCAAUUUUGAUCUCGUCGGAUGUUAAACCUAUCCGACCCCUGCGACACUUUAUACCACAAGUUAAUCUAGAUAAGUAUACCACUGCUCAGAUCGAAGCAAGUACUUCUUCAGGGGCUGGAAAUCAUUUAUCUGAGGUCACAGGUUAUGAUGAAAUUAUUAACAGUGAUGACAACAACUUAGUUGAAAAUUCUGGGGAGUCUCUUCUUGCUGUUGAUUCAUCUCCAGGGUUGGCUGAUAAAGAAGUUUUGGAAGAAAAACAAAAGUCAGUCAGUUUUGAGGAAGAUGUAAAGUGGAGAACUUAUAAAACUACAAGUGGAAAAGAAAAAAAGAGGCCUCAUACAGUGAUGUGGCCUUUUUCUUUCAAGACUCCAUAUUUGGAAAAGUUUCAGAAGUUUUCAACUACAGUUUUAAAGCCUUCAACAUUUCCUCAUUCAUCAUCAAAAAAGAAAACACCCCCUCAACGCCCACCUCCACCAAAAAUAAAGCUAAAGGAUGCAGCUGUUCAAUAUGAGGAAAAUGAGUCACAACAGAGUCAUGAUAAUUCCCUAACUAUGGAACCAAAAGUAGAAGUUAAAUUGUUAUCAGUUGAAAGCGAAAAGAAGAAUGUAAAAAUAGAAGAUCAAAUCACUGAACAUCCUAAUGUCGAAGCAUUCCCAAACAGUGAAGGAAAGGAAGUAUUAUCAUAUGAUCAUGGUACAAAUGAACAAAUCUCCAGAUCUUCUUCACAAGAAAGACAAACAAUAGGCACGUCGGAGAAAGAGGACAAAGAGGUAGAUGAUAUAUUAUCGGAUAGCGUGAGUAAAGAGACUGAUUUAAAAACUUUGUUGGAAGACAAAAAUAAAGUUGAAAAUGCUUUCAUAAAAAAUACGAGUGUUUUAAAAUACUCUAAACCUCAAAGACCACCUCCUCCUGAUUAUAGUUCUCUUAAAAAAAAAAUCAGUCCAAGUCCACAAAUACCUAGAUCUAUCUCCCCAAAGUCCAUGGGAGAAAACCUAUUUCAGGAAACUAAAUCCGUUUCUCCCACUGUUUUAAAAACAGGAAGACAGCCAAACCCGCCACCUCGAGCAAAACGACAGCGGUCAAAAACAGUAGAAAUUUCAAAAGGAGUAUGGAAAAAAGAUGAAGCAAAAGUUAUUAGAAGCCAAUCAUUUGAUAAACAUGAUAUCAAAAAAAAGAGUAAAUCUCAAGAUAAAACAUCUACAAAUGAUCUGAUACUUAAAUCAUUGUAUACACAAGUUCAAAAGGUACCAGGGUCAAUGAAAUUCUACUCUAAUGUAGAAAAUGGUAAGAAACUUGAUGAAUAUCCAAAAAUGAAGUUUGGUGUACUUCGUCCACCUCCUCCUCCACCUCGUUAUAAGCCAAAAAUAAUUCUUUCUCAAGGUGAAAAUAGUCAAAACAUUGAUCCAACUCAUGCUGGUGACAAGUGCUCAUCAGGAUUGAAAGAAAUAGAGUUUGAGACAAGUGUCAAAGAGCAUGCAGAAAUAGCAGCAUCUGUGGAAUUACCAUUUACCCAAGAUGCUUCAGAAGAAAGCCAGGUAAAGGUGAAAACAAAGCCUGCUGAGACAAACCUGACAUCAUCUGAACAAUCAGAAGAGCUGUUAACAAAGGAGAACCACACGCAUGAACUUCAUUUAGAGAGACUCAAACCUUCUAACAGUUUCUGUGAUACAGGGAAAGACAUGAAUAUUGAAAAUCAUCAGCACCAAUUUCAAGAAACAGGAGACAGUAAGGUUCAAAUACCUGAUGAGGAGUCAAAGUCAAAAUUACAAAAUCCAAAGGACGAGGGAAUCGGGCCAUAUAUUGUAGAAGAAAUUUCAGAAACAAAAUUGUAUGAUGAAAGUUGUUUUCCAGAAUGUGUUAAAGAGGAUGAAAAGAACUUUCAUCAGAGUUCUGGAGAUGGUGUUGAUGAUACUUUAUGCAUCUCUGACAGUAAAUGGACUUCAAGUUUAGGUUCCACUCAGAAACACAUAAAAGAACGAACUGAGGAACACAAACAGCACAGAGCUUCACAGUUGUUUUCUGAUGUCCCUGAAGCUAAAGAGGAUGCUAAAACUGAUGACCUGUCAUAUCCAUCCUCUGAUUGUAAGGAAAAAUCAUUAAACAAAACAAGAGUUGAACAAAGGGACUUGAGUAAGCUUGAUGAAGAUUUUCAAGAGAAACUAAGACUUAUUCUGGAGAAACACACACAAAAAGGACAAAGUGAGGUUGGAAAAGAUAAAAAUGUGUACGGAGAAAGAAGAAAAGAGAAAACAGUUUACCAACGAGAGAGCAAACCUAAAAUAAAAACUUCACCAGAGUUUCCUAGCUGUGAUAUAGAAGUGAGAAAAGCAAGAGAAAAUUCCUCUGGAUUGAUGUUUAGUAGCUGGCAAGAGGAUGAUUCUUCAGAAGAAAGUGAUAAUGAAAUCCUGUCGCUAUCUCCAAGUAUUAAUACUGAAGACAAGAAAAAAAGCAAAGUUUUCUCUAUUGCCCAGAAAAUCAUGACUUCGGAAAAAGUGUUUGUUGACAACCUCAGACUAUUAAAUGAGGAUUUUAGAAGAGUUAUAGAAGAAGCAGGGAAAGAAUGGGGUAUGCCUCUCAUUCCAGAAGUACGGCUCAAUGAAAUUCUAAAGUAUUUUCCUCAACUGCAGAAUUUAAAUGAGAAGCUACUCAGAGAACUUGAGGAACGAAUAGAACAUUGGCCUGAGAGUGGAAGGAUAUCUGAUAUUUUUGUUACCCUUGGGCCAUUUCUGAAACUCUACACAUCAUACUUCAGAGAUUUGAAUUCUACAACAACUUUGAUUGAUGUUUGCAGAACAAAAUAUCCAGUUUUUGAUCAUGUGGUGAAGGAAUUUGAG